AUGGCAACAAUAGGUCAGCCAAUUAAAUGCAAGGGAGCCGUAUUUCGGUGGCCAAACCAGCCGCUAGUCAUCGAGGAACUGGUGGUCGCGGCACCCAAAUCGGGCGAAGUUCGGGUCAAACUCUAUGCGUCGGGUGUCUGCCGAUCGGACGCAUCGACGAUUUGGGGCCAACGAUCCGAUAGUCAUAUACCCUAUGGCCAGCCGAUGAUCAACGGUCACGAAGGAGCGGGUAUUGUCGAAUCGGUUGGUCCGGGAGUUACCGCUGAUGAUGAUGACGGUGUCCAAGUGGGCGAUCAUGUUGUACUAUUAUGGCGACCCCAGUGCAACCAAUGUCCCCUAUGUCUCAAUCCCUUAACCAAUGACUGUCAGCUGGCCGUCGGUAAAGGUGACUGUGAACAGGGAUGGCUACCCGAUGAUGGUAUCAGCCGAUACCGUACAGUCGGUACCAAUGAACCAAUACUUACGCCGUCGACUAACGUAAAUUUGGCCACAUUUGUCCAAUACGCUAUUGUCAGGCCCGAAAUGUUGGCCAAAGUUGACGAUCACAGUCUACCCUUGGAUGUCAUGUCCGUGUUUGGCUGCUGUCUGCCCACUGGUUACGGUGCCGCUCAUAACAUUGCCCGAGUUAACCCGGGAUCGACAUGUCUAGUCUGGGGGUUGGGUGCUGUCGGUUUGGCUGUUGUGUUGGGCUGUAAGUUUAGGGAUGCCCUGACUAUUAUAGGUGUGGAUGUCAAUGAGGACAAGCAGGUGACGGCCCAGCCGUUUGGUUUGACACACUUUAUCAAUGCUGGCCAACAAUCGAUGGAUCAAAUCUAUGAUACGGUUCGGCAAUUAACAGACGGUUUGGGUGUUGACUAUGCAUUUGAUUGUAUAGCCAAACCAAAUACAAUGGACACUUCGUUGAAAUGUUUGGCCACUUGGGGUACGUUUGUUUCCGUCGGUCUCGUCCAGCGGGACGAUGUCAUUGAGCUAUCAUCGGGCCGACUAUUGGACGGCCUGACACUUACCGGCGGUCUAUACGGUAAAUACAAGGGCAAAGAUGGUGUCCUUGAAUUGAUCCGAAAAUAUCGAAACGAUAAACUGUUUCAUCAAUUAGUGGAUCAAUUUGUUAGCAAUAGAUACCAAUUGAAUGAUAUUAACAAAGCUAUUGAUGAUUUGAAAAUCAAUAUAAUAAAUAUCAAUACAUUGACCGCCGAUGACGACGUCGACCACCACCACAACAUCCGUGUAGACAUACCCAGAGAUUUGACACCCGAAAAGUCGGCACUGUUCUGGCAAAGACAGCUACUUAUACUGUUUGUUCCGACCAACGGUGGUCUAGGUCUGGUUCCCGGCGGUCCCGGAGUCAUAGGUCCCGGAGCUAUAGGUCCCGGAGCUAUAGGUCCUAAUGGUCUACCACAAGGUGUUGGCGGUCUACCAGUCGGUGGCGGCGGGUUUAAUGGCCGACUCCAAAACAACCGAAAUGUUGAACGCUUGAGGACAUUGAGACGCCGGACCCGUAUUAGGGUUACUACCAGUAGCUAUGAUAGUGGUCUUGAACAGGAAAACAAAUAA
Messenger RNA from Oppia nitens, 1554 nucleotides. RefSeq names its product alcohol dehydrogenase class-3-like. Gene Ontology annotation, biological process: formaldehyde catabolic process. Lineage: Eukaryota; Metazoa; Arthropoda; Arachnida; Sarcoptiformes; Oppiidae. Gene Ontology annotation, molecular function: zinc ion binding; S-(hydroxymethyl)glutathione dehydrogenase [NAD(P)+] activity. Gene Ontology annotation, cellular component: cytosol. The coding region runs from base 1 to 1554 and encodes 517 amino acids. The transcript has 5 exons. The record is from RefSeq and is a predicted model, not a curated record.